AUGGAUUUAAACAAUAAUAAUGAUGCAGCAAGAAAUUAUACUAUAACCAGAAUUCCCAGUGUAAUGAAUGAUGAAGUAUCUAAUAUUGACCCAAGCUGCUAUAUUACCAAUAAUGAACAUGUAGUUGAAAGAUUCUGGCUGGUUACAAUUCUUGGUUCAACCCUUAGUACAAUAAGUAUUGUAGAAAAUGCUUUCCUAUUUCUAAUUUUUAUUACUAGUAAACAGCAUCGUCGUAGUCAUUCGCUUUAUUUACUGAUACUUGCUUUAACUGAUCUCUUUAUUAGCUUUACUUACAUACUAAUUAUGUCUAUAAAAGUACUCUAUCAAUACAACCAAUGGGUUUUUAUGAAAAGAAUUUGGAUUACUUAUGUGGUACCAAUGAUGACAAUGUCUCACGUUGCUAUCACUGCUUCAUCCUUUCUAAUUGUAUUCGCUACAGUGGAGCGUUUUUGUAUAACUCUUUCAAAUCAUUACGUAGAGAUUCUACAAAAUAAUCGUGCUUGCUUCGCUUUAGUAGCAAUUUUUAUUGGCAUACUAACAAAGGGAACACUGCUGCUUGAAUUGAAACCAGUUCACGAUCCCGAUUGCAUUGGAACGCUUAAUGAAUAUCGUCUUGAACUAACUGCAUUAGUGAUUGAUAAUAAACAUUACAAACUAUUUCGUUUUUGGUUCCGAAAUAUUGUCACUAUAUUAUUUCCAUUUUUCACUCUGAUGUUCCUAAAUGUUCGAAUUGUCAACGAACUUAGGAAGGGAUUCAGUACCGGAAGACACCAUAUAGAUUCCAUUCGAGCUGACAGCGCGAAGGAACGAAAGGCUCGAAUUCGAGCAGCUACUCGAACAUUAGUGCUUGUAGUAUGUACUUAUCUUCUGGCAAAUAUGCUCAAUGUUAUUAUCACUAUUUGGGAGCAUACUGAUGCCACGUCCCUCUUUAGUAGUUUCUUGGAUUUCUAUAUAUUUAGUGUGGAUACUGUAUCAUUGUUGACUAUCGUAGCGUGUGCCUUACGUUUGCCCAUUUACGCAAGUUGUCAGCCAACUCUUCGAACGGAAAUGAUACAUUUUGCUAAAAAUUUUUGUAAGCGACAAAGACAACAAACAGACGAACAAUGUAUCACAUCAUCUCUAACGACACAUAAUGGUACUGUAAGGGAAACAUUACUUUCACACAAAUAA
Messenger RNA from Thelazia callipaeda (thelaziosis nematode), 1170 nucleotides. NCBI's taxonomy places the organism in Eukaryota, Metazoa, Nematoda, Chromadorea, Rhabditida, Thelaziidae. The record is from the annotation of a GenBank genome assembly.